CGCCGGGUUGCGCGCGGGAUACGGUUUGCUAACGGCUCUGCGGGCUGACGCGAAUCGGUGGCGGUGGGAACGCUGAGCAGGCGGUUGGGUGACCAUGAAACGCCGCCGUGCAUCCUCUGGUAAAAGGGGAGAGGCUGCUGAUGGGGGAACAGCAAAAAGAUCCAUGAAGUCACACAACCUGCAAGGACCUACCAGCCAGAAAAGGGGAGCAGGGGACAAAGGAAAUAAACAUCAUCAGAAAAGAAAGCGUGUCUCUCAGGCAGUCAGAAGGAAAGAUGAGGAACAUGAGGAUUCUUCUUCCUCUGCAGGAGAAAAAGGUCAUUCAAAAAAGGUGAAGCUAUCCAGUGCAAAGCUAGGAUCGUGGCAACCGCUCUCAGAGAGCAGCAGGAAGUUUCUGGAAAGUGUGAUGGACUCAGGAAUACUAUCUAUUUUGUGCCAACAAAAUAAGGGAAAAGAAGAUGUUCAGAAACACCUGAAUUUGCUGAAAGAAAGGGUGCUGAGAGUCUUCAAGACCUUAAAGGUACCCUCAGGGAAGCUGAGCAACCUGAACAAUGUCCUGAGGUUUCAAGUGGCACAGAAACAAAUGCUUGAGAUGAAUGAAACAGCUUUGGUACAAUUGCAGGAAGAAAUAAAUGAAGCUGAGAAAUCAGCAGAACGCACAGAAGAAACUAUACUGAGACUGCAGCACGACAUCCAGGUGCUCAAGAUCCAGUUAGAGGAAGAGGAAAAAAAGGCCAGGAAGCUGUUCCGGGAGGGUGACACUAAAGAACUUCACCUUCCAGAACUCCCCAAAUGCAGUUUACAGGCACCCACUUUGCAGGAAGAAAUUUUGAUGGUAGAAAAUCAGAAGGGUCUUUUAGAGGAUAUGAACACCAUUCAGCAGUCAGCUGAUAUGAGGAAUAUGUUGACCUUCAUUGAAAAGAUCUAUGAGAAGGUGGACUUUGUUUGAGAAACUUAAACAUUUGGAGCCUUCUCUGACACAAGAUUUAUGCCAGUGUGCUCUGUGGUACAGUGGGACACUGGUCAUGGAAAUGGCACUUUGUUCUUAAUGGCUUUACUAUUGUGCUGCUGAAUAUAAUCCAAGCUGUAAAUUUGUAUCUCCAUUUUAUUUUCUUGGACCUGUUAUGGCUUCUUCUAAUGUUGAAAUCUGUUGUCCUACAAGAAGGGAGGGAGGAAGGUGGCACCUGUGUAUCCUUAGGUAAUUUCAUACAGUAAAGUUACCUGUUGUAUUUGGGCUUUUUGUAUUUUAUCUGUAAAUUGUUGAAAGCAAUGCCUCUUAAACUAACACUUAUUUUGGGAUUAAGUCCACUUUAAACCUGAAGUGUAAUACAAAUGUGUUUAUCUCAUACUCA
Messenger RNA from Phasianus colchicus (ring-necked pheasant), 1352 nucleotides. It is a transcript of the gene CENPQ, whose product is annotated as centromere protein Q. Lineage: Eukaryota; Metazoa; Chordata; Aves; Galliformes; Phasianidae. Gene Ontology annotation, cellular component: nucleus. The record is from RefSeq and is a predicted model, not a curated record.